UACAAAUCCUCACAGCUACGCAGACACAUCGAGGUUACCUUGUUGGAUCUACCCCUCUUUCUUAAGCUUUUCCUCAUAACCGAAUGGAUUGAAUCGGUCAUUGGAUUGGGAGUUGGCAGAAACAACAGCUAGCCAAGGUGUCGUGGUGGUGGUAGAUCGUCCAUCUGCUCAUAAUCAUUGGCCUGGAUCCGUGUCCAUCUCUGGUAAUCUUAUUAUAAUCAAAUCCGCAACACAAAGCCACAGAGCACAGCUUUGCAGCUUGCCCUACGCACAAGACAAGCGGCCAGCCUGCCUCCUCUCCCCUUUUCCUUUGCUGCAAGGCAAGUGAAAAAUCAUGCGGAGGGAGUAGAAGAAGAAGCUGGAGCAGCUCAUUCUUCCCCACACUUGUUUUUUCAACCCCACCCAUGGUUUGAAGUCGCUGUCGCUGUUAGCAGCCAUUAAAUCUUCCCCAUCUCCACCGCGUUGCCAUAUACCCUGCCAAGAUCCAGUUUUUCUUUUCUGACCACAGUCUCAGUACUGCUGGAGGAGUGGCCUGCGCUCAUGGCUCUCCUCCUCCUCGCCUCCAUCGCCGUCUCCAUGCUGCAUUGGGGCGGCAAUGCUCAGCCUUCCCCCGGCUACUACCCCAGCAACAGGUUCAAGCCCUUGCCAGGCUUCUACCAUGGCUACAGCAAUCUAUGGGGGGCUCCGCACCAGAUUGUCUCAGGAGACCAGUCCUCAGUCACCCUUUGGUUAGACAGGAGCUCAGGCAGCGGAUUCAAGUCCAACCGACCCUAUCGAAGUGGCUAUUUUGCUGCCUCCAUCAAGCUCCAAGCAGGCUACACGGCUGGGGUCAUCACUGCUUUCUAUCUCUCAAACGACCAGGCGCAUCCUGGAUCCCAUGAUGAGGUAGACAUCGAGUUCAUGGGGAACACUCCGGGGAAGCCUUACAGGCUGCAGACAAACGUGUACAUCAGAGACCGGCGACCGGAAUACGUCGGCGGGGAGAUGAAGUUCCGCUGGUUCAAACCUGUCGAUUUCCACAACUAUACCAUCCCUAUGGAACCAUUCUAUGUGGAUGACAUACCGAUAAGGAGGUAUCCAAGAAAGAGUGCCGACAUCUUCCCGAUGCGGCCAAUGUGGAUGUAUGGCACCAUAUGGGAUGCGUCCGCCUGGGCCACGGACAGGGGCAAGUACAGGGUGGACUACAGGUACCAGCCCUUCGUCUCCCGGUUCACUAAGUUCAUCAUCCGAGGCUGCUCGGCCUUCGCCCCGCCGAACUGCCGGGUGGCGCAGUCGUCGCCGAUGGGCUCGGGGCUCAGCCCGCAACAGUACGCAGCCAUGCGAUGGGUCCAGAACAACUACAUGGUGUACAACUACUGCACCGACCCUGGCAGGGAUCAUUCCCGGACACCAGAGUGCUAUUGAGUAGCUACAUCGUCUGCCCUGUUCUGGCCUCAGUGUGUUUGGUA
Messenger RNA from Zingiber officinale, 1448 nucleotides. RefSeq names its product probable xyloglucan endotransglucosylase/hydrolase protein 32. Gene Ontology annotation, biological process: cell wall biogenesis; xyloglucan metabolic process. The coding region runs from base 541 to 1404 and encodes 287 amino acids. The record is from RefSeq and is a predicted model, not a curated record. NCBI's taxonomy places the organism in Eukaryota, Viridiplantae, Streptophyta, Magnoliopsida, Zingiberales, Zingiberaceae. Gene Ontology annotation, molecular function: xyloglucan:xyloglucosyl transferase activity; hydrolase activity, hydrolyzing O-glycosyl compounds. The transcript is spliced from 4 exons. Gene Ontology annotation, cellular component: apoplast; cell wall.